AUGUGCUUUUCAUUCUUUCCUACACUCGUAAAUGAUUAUAUUUUCGUCAAUAAUGAUACAUCGAAAUGGAUUAAUUUAAAAGGUCAAAAGAUUAUUGUUGAUGGCUAUUCAUUCUUCUAUUAUAUGUAUUAUGAAGCUCAAAUUGAAGAUCAAGAUAAAUGUAUGGUCGAACGAAAAACAAUCAGUCAAUUUUCGUACGAUGGUUUAUGGGAAAAGUUUCAAGAUCGUUUAAAACGAUUGAAAGAACAUUGUGAAGAAGUUCUUGUUGUUCUUGAUGGUGUUUUUCAUCGACAUGAACGUCGUAGAUCUGAACCUGAACGAGAAAGUAGUGUGAAAUUCAAUCAUAGUUCCAAUGGAAUUCCAACUCUUCUUCGUGAAGAACUUCGUUCAGUAUUGAAAAGUUUAGAUAUCGACGUUUUUGUUGCACCUGGUGAAGCAGAUCCAAUGAUUGUUCGUAUGGCACGAGAACAUCAUGCGUAUAUACUUGCUCGUGAUUCGGAUUAUCAUCUUUAUGAACUUCCAACAGGUUAUAUUCCACUUCCAACUUUGGAUUUCUCAACACUUCAAGGAAAAUAUUAUCAAAUGAAAGAUGUUUUUCAAAAAUUAACUCAACGAUGUGUUGCUUUAUGGGCAACAACCAUUGCUUAUGAUUUUAUCAGUCUUGAUGACCUUGAAAAAUAUUUCUCAAUCAACAACGAUCUGCCUGAUGCGAAAAAAUUUCGUCGUUGGCUAGAUGAUUCACAGUCAGAUGACGAAAAACGUCAACGAUUGACUUGUCAAUUCGGUUUACUUCGAUAUAUUCAAGAUGUCGAUGAAAGUGUAGCAUUUAAAAAAAUCAUUUCAUUGGUUUUACCGCAAGAUCAACUGGAAUUUGAACAAAUUAUGAAAAGUUACACAGAAUCGCCACCACCAACACCAUUGGUAACAUACAAUUCCAAUGAAUUUCCUCAAUUUUUAGAAGAACUUUAUAUAAAUGGUCAACUCGACUAUGCCAUUGUUCGUAUUCUUUCUCAUCGAGAAAUUCUUCGUGGUUGGCGAGGAAAUCAUUCAACACAUUUAAAUUUACUCAUACCAAUGUGUUAUAUGCUCCUCAAAUGGGAUAAUUCAUUCCUCAAAGAUCAUAAUAUUCAUUCGUGGAUUGUUACCUUUCAUGGCAAAACUUAUAAUCUAUUAGAAUAUAUUCAAAAUGAUGAUCUUGUUUCAUUAGAUGAUUUUAUUUGUUAUGAAGAAAAAAAAAGAAGAACUUUUUUACUCAGUUGUGUCGAUUUUGCUCUUGGAUCAUCUCUCAAUUGGCAUAAAGUUCAUCGCGAUUAUAAAAUUUGGUGUUCACUUAUCAAACUUUGGCUGAAAACACAAACAACGAAAUCCAAUAUAUUAGAAGCCACUCUUAUUGCAUUGAUUGUCUCUUUUCUCAAAUAUUCACUUUUGGAUACGUAUGAUGAAACAAAAGAUCGAUUGGAAAUCGAUGCAACAUCACUCGAUAAGCCAUAUCAGCAAUAUUCAUAUUCAAAACUAAAAAAUCAUUUUUCACGAGAAAAAUGUUUUGAAUUACGAAAGAAGAUUCGAAAAUACGCAAAUGUUUAUGUUCCAAAUGAAAUAAUUGACAAAGAAUUGAAUGAAUGUGAACAAUUCUACAAAGAAUUAUCAAUUAUCAAUCAAUUUUCGAAACAACCAUUCGACAUGCCACCACCACAUUCGUGUUUUAAUAUUUCAACAACACGUCUCGCUGUUCGGUUGAGUCAAUCGAAAAAGAUUUGGAAAGAUGUUAAAAGUUUCUGCUCAGAUAAAGAUCCAUUUUUAUUCGAUUUUAUAGAAGAAUUGUAUAAAUUUGUUUCUGUAGGAAGUAUUUUGACUUUCGAAUAA
This is a messenger RNA of Adineta ricciae, 1863 nucleotides long. The record is from the annotation of a GenBank genome assembly. NCBI's taxonomy places the organism in Eukaryota, Metazoa, Rotifera, Eurotatoria, Adinetida, Adinetidae.